GGGUACAAGCGAGGCGACAAACCGCCCCUAUAAGUCCUUUGUCCAUUGUUGCUUUUUUACGCUUGCAGUUGCUUUCCCCUCCCUCCAGACGAAAACACCCACACACUGUCACUUGCUACGUCAGCUGUGGUGUCUCCAGUUCGGCGUCCCCGUAGUUGUUUGUUGUUCGCCCCUGCUCCCGUUUUCACUUGACUAAUCUCGGCGCGGCGCGAGUUGCUUCGCUGUUCAGACUAAAUUCGAAUUUUUACUUCUCCCCCUUUUUUUCCGUUUGCGGUGUUACACUUAUUCCCUCUCUCCGGGAAUCUUAGCCGUUUCUGUGUACUCAACUCCGACAAAAUGGUGCUCUUCAAGGACUUGAACAAAAGCUGUGCGGAUUUGCUCACCAAGGGCUAUCCUCAUGAGAAGGCAUGGGACUUGGAGUACAAGUACAAGUCGAAGAACCCCGAAAUUGUCAACACGGCUUCCGUCAGCCCCGCGGGCGCCUUCGACGCAAGCUCCAAGCUGAAGUAUUGCGUGAGCGAUGUGACGACUGAGGUGAAGAUGAUGGCGAUGGGCAAGUCCACCAUCGACGUCAAAUAUGCGGCUCCGAAGCUGAAGGGUCUGACUCUGGGCGCCAAGUUCGAUCGCCGUGGCGACAAGACGUCGAAGGAUAGCCUCGACAUCGUGGCUGAGUACAAGCUCCCGACCAUCCACUCGUUCUUUUCCGUUAACCCUCUUGCUUCCUCGUUCAACUUUGGCAACGUCGUUGAAUACAAAGCCUUCAGAAUUGGAAGCGAAGUGUCCGGCAAGUUCGAUGCGUCUGCCAUGAAGUACGCUGUUGGUGCUUCUUACACCGGAGUUGCCAGCAAGGCUGGAGAGUUCACUCUUUCCCUGAAAACAGCCCCGAGUGGCGACGCCAUGUUCGGACGCAUGAUUGGCAGCGUCCACGGCAAGACCACGGACAACAAGUCGGCGGAGCUGGCCGCAGAAGUCGACUGCAACCUGCUGGACGGCCGCACCAACAUUCAGUUCGGUGGCCUGUGGUACUUGAACGACAAAAAAGACACUUUCUUGAAGGCGAAAUUGACCCAAAAUGCACGCGUGAGCGUCGCUCUGACCCACAAGGUGUGCGACUACGUCUCCGCGACUAUCGGGUCCCAGAUCGACGUGUCGAAGCCGAGCAAUCCUGACGCGGUGAAGCACGGUUUGAAGCUCGAGAUCUGUGCCUAAGCCCGGAAGCGACUCUCCCUGGGCAAGGCAGCAAUGAACCCGCUGGGACGAGGAAACGCGGAGUUGAGCUCGGAAGAGGGCUGAGUGCCUCGUAAAGUCGACUCUUGUGUCCUGCGAAUGGGGGCGGUCAACCUCUAUGUGCCAAUACGCGAUAUUGUUUUCGUGGGGAAAUACUCCUCGGGCAGAAAAGCGCGUAGAGGCCUCCCUGCGGAAUUGUGGUUCACUAUAAUUCGCGUGCUGAGGACUUUUACAACCGCCAGCUGUCGUUCGCCAGAUCACGGAAGGAAUCACCGUGUCUGGUCAUCCCAGUUCUUGCCAUGCGAGACAGGGAAGGUACAGGAGGGAGCGCGCAAAGAUCCACUCCAUAUGCCAAGGACGCCGGAACAUACGAGAAGAAUGGACGUUUCUCAGUCUGUGCACCAAAAACCGGUCCCUUCCGCGUUGUCAGGUGCCGUGUCUUUGUCGCAGGAAGAAGCGACCGGACAACACUCCGUGAAAGGAACGGAUUUCUCGUACACGACCUACGAUACACGUGCCCAGAUGUCUCGGCUUCACAUGGUGGAUGUGGAUUUCAGGAAAGCAUUCAUUGGAUGAGUGUUAAAAAUGUUCUGUACCUCCUUUUGGGGUAUCCUGUGCGCUUGUGCUUCGGCAUGCGUGGUUACUUCGUUUGUAACAAUGCCUGCUUUCCCUUACUCGAGGUUCAACCCAGUCAUGGCUGAUAGCAAUCUGCUUUUGUCGUUACCACGCCCACAUAUUUUCUGCAGUCCCCUGCACACUCUUGCCUCUAAGGGAACACAUUCGCCAGAUGUCCUUGCGCACGAGGCAUUAUAGUAGAAGGAACUUACGCUUGUGCGAGUUUAAAAAUUGAGACGGCUGCCUGUGGGCACAGUUAACGCUGGGCCUAUGCUACACUUCAUUCACCAACAGAGUAAAUCUGAUGUGCAGAAAAGCGGUGUAGGUCGGGCACAUCUCACCUCAAAGGCACUGUUUGAACACCGCACCCUAUGAGUAAAGAAUCAUUUUGAACUCGAUCCCAGAGAAAAACUUGGAAAAAUCCAGGCCCGCAGACAGCACAGGGCCCCCCCAAGCAGCCAAAUGGUUUUGGACCUUCGAAAACAAGCUGGACACCAUCAGCGAAUAAAAUGUAUCAACUGGCAAUAAUACUGACACCAUCUGUAAACACUCUCACAUCUGAGUACUCGGUUUCUAAAAAUGAGCACCGGUUGGACUCAAACGGGCCCCGAUGCAUAUAAUAGCACACUCUCAAACACAACACCGAAGGAGCGUCUGUCAGCGCACCCCGAUGUUCCCCCGUUACCGACAGAGAAAACUCUCGACCCUGAUAUACCGCCAAAGCACGUCAACUCGCAUCAUCGCCGAAGGCAUUCUCCUCCUUCAGCAAUUGAAGAACGCUUGCCAGGCCGCCUUCUCGCGACCGAUUGUUUGACAUGAGUUUUUUCCGCUUGUUUUCCUCAGUCUGUUGUGCCUUUGCGUCUUGGUCUCCCCCCUGAAGUGGUAUCGUAUACGACUGACUGGAAACUGCGGGCUCCCUUCGCGGCACCCCAUUCGAGUCACAUCCUGUGGCUGUGCGGUCUGAGUUUACCUUUCCCUCCUGGAAGGACUCCGCCUUUCCGCUGUCCUUCCCAACUGGUUCGUUUUUCGCAUGUUCCGGGCUGUCGGAUUCCUCUCGUU
Molecule: messenger RNA, 2901 nt
Organism: Toxoplasma gondii ME49
Lineage: Eukaryota; Apicomplexa; Conoidasida; Eucoccidiorida; Sarcocystidae
Product: eukaryotic porin protein
Exons: 6
Coding region: 337-1209 (290 amino acids)
Biological process (GO): monoatomic anion transmembrane transport
Cellular component (GO): mitochondrial outer membrane
Molecular function (GO): voltage-gated monoatomic anion channel activity
Source: RefSeq, a predicted model, not a curated record